ACUCCACACAGCAAAGCAAAGCAAAGCAAAGCAAAUUUCCUUCAACUUUCUCUCUCUAGGAUUUCAUCAACACUCUCUCUCUACAAUGGCGCCCAAGGCAGACAAGAAGCCAGCGGAGAAGAAGCCGGCGGCGGAGAAAGCUCCGGCGGAGAAGAAACCGAAGGCGGAGAAGAAGCUUCCGAAGGAAGCGUCGACAGAGAAGAAGAAGAAGAGGUCGAAGAAGAGUGUAGAGACUUACAAGAUCUACAUCUUCAAGGUUCUGAAGCAGGUUCAUCCAGACAUUGGGAUCUCGAGCAAGGCUAUGGGGAUCAUGAACAGUUUCAUCAACGAUAUCUUCGAGAAGUUAGCGCAAGAGGCUUCGAGGCUCGCUCGAUACAACAAGAAGCCUACUAUUACGUCUCGGGAGAUUCAGACUGCUGUUAGGCUUGUUCUUCCCGGUGAAUUGGCCAAGCACGCUGUAUCUGAAGGAACUAAGGCGGUUACUAAGUUCACUAGCUCUUGAUAAGUUAGGGUUUGUGUGUUUUUGAAUGUUUUGGUGGUUAAGCAGUUGUUGAACUAGGGCUUUUGAAUGUAAAGAUCUUGAUCUAUUAAUCAAGUUUCGUGUAAUGCCAGCUGAAAUGGAAUGAAUUUCAAGUUUUAGUAAUGA
This is a messenger RNA of Camellia sinensis, 646 nucleotides long. RefSeq names its product histone H2B.3. The record is from RefSeq and is a predicted model, not a curated record. Gene Ontology annotation, molecular function: structural constituent of chromatin; protein heterodimerization activity; DNA binding. Gene Ontology annotation, cellular component: nucleosome. Lineage: Eukaryota; Viridiplantae; Streptophyta; Magnoliopsida; Ericales; Theaceae.